AUGCCUCCAACCCGGCAUAAAGCAUUCAUCAACGUGGACAUGGGCGAGGCCUAUGGCAAUUAUGUUUGCGGCCCAGAUGAAGAGUUACUCCCCAUGAUUGAUCACGCAAAUGUGGCUUGCGGAUUUCAUGCCGGCGAUCCCCUCAUUAUGAAGCAGACCGUCGCUCUGUGCAAGGCUCACAAUGUCAAAAUUGGUGCACACCCGGGACUCCCAGACGUUCAAGGCUUUGGUCGACGUGAGAUGAAGCUUACUCCCGAAGAGCACACGGCCAACAUCAUCUACCAAGUCGGCGCUCUGCAAGGAUUCCUCACCGCAGAGGGCGUCGAGAUGCACCACGUCAAGCCUCAUGGAGUCUUGUAUGGUAUGAUGCUACGAGAUCUCGAGGUGGCACGUGCUGUUUGGGCAGGCGUGCCCAAGGGUAUGCGCGUCUUUGGUCUCGCCGGUACGCACAUGGAAACCGCGGCGUUGGAGGCGGGGCUCGAGUUUUGGGCGGAAUAUUAUGGUGAUGUAAAGUAUCGCGCAGAUGGAACACUUAUUGUCGAUCGCAAGAAGAAGCCUUGGUUGAUUGACGAUGUCAAGGAGCACGUCAGGAGCCAAGUUGAGCAAAGCAAGGUCAAGGCUGUCACCGGGGAGAUGAUAGACCUACCGGUCAAGGAAUAUCCCACCAGCACAUGCUGUCAUUCUGACUCGCCUGGCUGUGUCGAGAUAGUAAAGGCCACCCGAGAGAUUGUCGACUCUUUCAACGCUGCACGGGGUCUCUAA
Molecule: messenger RNA, 762 nt
Organism: Pestalotiopsis fici W106-1
Lineage: Eukaryota; Fungi; Ascomycota; Sordariomycetes; Amphisphaeriales; Sporocadaceae
Product: Lactam utilization protein lamB
Exons: 2
Coding region: 1-762 (253 amino acids)
Biological process (GO): carbohydrate metabolic process
Source: RefSeq, a predicted model, not a curated record